Molecule: messenger RNA, 6054 nt
Organism: Anarrhichthys ocellatus (wolf-eel)
Lineage: Eukaryota; Metazoa; Chordata; Actinopteri; Perciformes; Anarhichadidae
Gene: fgfr4
Product: fibroblast growth factor receptor 4
Exons: 22
Coding region: 720-3602 (960 amino acids)
Biological process (GO): positive regulation of kinase activity; cell surface receptor protein tyrosine kinase signaling pathway; multicellular organism development
Cellular component (GO): plasma membrane; signaling receptor complex
Molecular function (GO): fibroblast growth factor binding; fibroblast growth factor receptor activity; ATP binding
Source: RefSeq, a predicted model, not a curated record
UGAGGAGGCUGAGCUACACAUUUGAGCGGCAGAGCUCAAAUCUGAUCGGGAUACACUCACACACAGGAGAGGAGAGCUCGCAGAAGCGCUGCGUAAAGACGCACGUAAAGAGUUAUCCAAGACUACAGUUCAUCAGAGAGAGGACUCUAAACUACGGGGCUUUUAUCAACCUCUAUUAAUCUCUUAGUCUCGCCAUUUUGGAUCUUUUUCAAUAUUUUCUAAGCGAGAAGAGACAGUUUUAUUACACGCGCAAAAUCCACUUUCUGGGUCCGUGUUUGGUUUUCUUUCUCUCCAUGGAUUUAGCCUUGUGAGCGGCCGGUUGCAGUGGACUUUGCCCAGGGGGAUCACGGCUCCUUCCACCGGUCACCAGCAGAGCCCGGCAGCUGUCGUUCAUGUUCCAAGGGGCUGUUUGUAAUGGAUUUAUAAGAUUGACUUUGUUUUUAGCUGGAUCCACAAGAGACGCUCACGAACUGCUUUUCGGGAAGGUACAGUGGCGACAACGGAGCUCCAAAUGAGGAUUUCAAUAUUCACUCGUAUCGAACGAGACAAGGAGUGAUUUACCCCCUGGUGCCAGUCAUCCCUGCGCCGACAGACCGGGAGGAAAGGAUCGGAUUAAGAGGUUUUGUGGGUUUCUGAAGUUUCCAAUGCCAGGGACCGGAGUGUGAGGCCAACUCCAGGCUUCCAGCGUAUAUUUCUGCCUUUUUAACCAGAAGACAAGCAUGAAGAAGAUGGAGAAGAUCUGCACGUUCUGUGUUCUCCUGCUCUGCUUGAUGGACAGAUUCUCAGCCAGGGCCAUCAACGAAGGAAGGACUAAAGAUCUUCGGGUCUCCAGGCCUCUGAUCGUGCCAGGUUACCCAGAAAACACCACGGGGUUGGUGGGUGGUCAGGCAAAGCUGGUGUGUAAAGUCCACCGGUCGGCAUCCACCAAGGUGCAGUGGCUGAAGAUGGAGGUCAGCCAGGGAGGACCGCCUCGCCUCAGGGCUCUGACGGCCCUGCAGAGCAACGUGUCCAAGGUGAACACUUUGCAUCUGUCCAACAUUAGUCUGGAGGAUGGUGGAGAGUACAUCUGCAUGGCCGAGAGCACCCACGAAGGACAGGCAGUUCAAGCCAUACAGUCGGCGUGGCUGGAGGUCCUGCCUGGUCCCAUCAUUUCUCGAAAUGUGGACCUGACUGCUGCAGAGAUCCCAUCAGGUCCCAUCAUUUCUCGAAACGUGGACCUGACUGCUGCAAUAAUCACAUCAGAUGUUAUUGACGACCUGAGUGAGGACACCACGGAGCGUCUUCUGCUGGAGCCGGGCAACGUCCUGAAACUGCGCUGCGACCCGAGCACCCGGCCCGGCAUGGCGGUGAACUGGUACAAGGAGGGGCACCGGGUUCUGCCCACGCCCCGCAUCCAGAUCCGCGGCGCCAUCGUGGAGAUCACAGAUGUGACAUACGAGGACUCUGGCAUUUAUGUGUGUGUUCUGCGGGGAACCAAAGAGCCUGUGAGGAACUUCACCAUCACUGUGGCAGACUCAUUGGGGUCGGGGGACGAUGAUGAGGACAACGGCUUGGAGGACUCAUCGGCUGAGAUCGAAAACGACCAGGUUUACUUCUCCAGAGGUCCUUACUGGACCCACACUCAGCGUAUGGAGAAGAAGCUGUAUGCUGUUCCUGCAGGCAACACGGUGAAGUUCCGUUGCCCGGCCAUGGGCAGCCCCAUGCCGAGCAUCCGCUGGCUAAAAAAUGGACGUGAAUUCAGAGGAGAGCACCGCAUUGGGGGCAUCAAGCUGAGACACCAGCACUGGAGCCUGGUGAUGGAGAGCGUCGUGCCUUCAGACAGAGGAAACUACACCUGCCUGGUGGAGAACAAAUAUGGCUCAAUCGCUCACAGCUACGUCCUCGAUGUCCUGGAGCGUUCCCCACACAGGCCCAUCCUGCAGGCCGGUCUACCAGCCAACAUCACAGCAGUGGUGGGCAGCGACGUCCAGUUCCACUGUAAGGUCUACAGCGACGCCCAGCCUCACAUUCAGUGGCUCAAACACAUAGAAAGGAACGGCAGCCGCUACGGCUCUGAUGGGACGCCCUACGUUCGGGUCCUCAAGACCGGCAGUCUGAACAUGUCAGAGGUGGAGGUGCUCUACUUGUCCAAAGUGACCAUGGAGGAUGCAGGAGAGUACACCUGUCUGGCUGGAAAUUCAAUUGGAUUUGCGCACCAGUCCGCCUGGCUCUCCGUCCUCUCAGAGGAGGAAGCAGCAGACGCUAUUGAGACCUUGGAGACAAAGUACACUGACAUCAUCAUCUACGCCUGUGGUUUCCUGGCUUUGAUCAUGGCCAUCGUCAUCGUGGUGUUGUGUCGAAUGCAGGUCCACCCCAGAAGGGAGCCGUUUGAUGCCCUGCCAGUCCAGAAGCUCUCCAAGUUUCCUCUUCGCAGACAGUACUCGGUGGAGUCCAACUCGUCAGGGAAGUCCAGUGCGUCGCUUAUGAGGGUGGCUCGCCUCUCGUCCAGCUGCUCUCCCAUGCUGGCUGGAGUCAUGGAGUUUGAAUUGCCCUACGACCCGGACUGGGAGUUCCCCAGAGAGAAUUUAACAUUGGGCAAACCUCUAGGAGAAGGCUGCUUUGGUCAGGUGGUCAGAGCCGAUGCCUACAGCAUCAACAAGGACUCUCCAGAUCCGGCCUCCACUGUGGCGGUUAAGAUGCUCAAAGAUGACGCCACAGACAAAGAUCUGGCAGACCUCAUCUCGGAGAUGGAGCUGAUGAAGGUCAUGGACAAACACAAGAACAUCAUAAACCUGCUUGGGGUUUGCACACAGGAUGGGCCUCUGUAUGUGCUGGUGGAGUACGCCUCCAAAGGCAGUCUGAGGGAGUAUCUGCGGGCCCGGAGACCCCCAGGCAUGGACUACACCUUUGAUGUGACCAAGGUGCCUGAAGAGCAGCUUACCUUCAAAGACCUGCUGUCCUGCGCCUACCAGGUGGCCCGAGGGAUGGAGUACCUGGCCUCCAAAAGGUGCAUCCACAGAGAUCUGGCAGCCAGAAACGUUCUGGUGACGGAGGACAACGUGAUGAAGAUCGCUGACUUCGGCCUGGCCAGAGGAGUCCACCAGAUCGACUACUACAAGAAAACCACAAAUGGACGGCUGCCGGUGAAGUGGAUGGCACCAGAGGCUUUGUUUGACAGAGUCUACACGCACCAGAGCGACGUGUGGUCGUUUGGUGUACUGAUGUGGGAGAUCUUCACGCUGGGCGGCUCCCCUUACCCUGGUAUCCCCGUCGAGGAGCUCUUCAAGCUGCUGAAGGAAGGACACCGCAUGGACAAACCCUCCAACUGCACACAUGAACUCUACAUGAUGAUGCGUGAGUGCUGGCACGCUGUUCCCACCCAGAGGCCGACGUUCAAGCAGCUGGUGGAGGAGCUGGACAAAGUGCUGCUGUCCAUCUCUGACGAGUACUUGGACCUGUCGACGCCCUUCGAGCAGUACUCCCCGUCGUGCGAGGACACGUCCAGCUCCUGCUCCUCUGACAACGACUCUGUUUUUACCCACGAUGCCUUGUCCACCGACCCCUGCCUCCUGGGCUACCAGGACGUGUGCUCCAGGGUAGACAUGAAGACGGCGCUCCGAUAGACUCGCAACGGACGGCACCCACACGUUUACAGACAUGAACACAUGUAACACAUCCACUGGCGGCCAUAUUGGUGGUCCGCAGAAGCAUUUCGUCAAGUUAAAGUUGGACCUCCAUUAUGGCACCAGACGAAGCCCUUAGAUAUAGGUGGGCAUUCACAGUAUACACACACAUAUAAACACAUGUAUGCACAUGGAGCACUGAGGCUGGUGGGCUUCAUCACAUGGUGAAGGUUUGAGGAAAAACAUUUCACCGUGGGCAUCGGAAAAGAGGACAAACACAAACGCGGUACUUUGGACUAUCAGCUCUGGUGCUGUGUCCAAGAACAGUUGGAAACGUUGGAAAACUACGGCACUAAACAGAACAGGAGUAGAUCCUGGUACACAUAAAGGCCUCCAAAUGCUUUCUUUGAAGGACAAUGAUCUCCUCACACAACCCAGAACCAGGGCGAGAAACCUCGUGAUAAAGACAAUUUUAACAAAAACAAAAGAUUUAUUUUGCUAUGAUAAAAAAAGAAGAAACUGAUAGUUAAAUAUAAAUCUCUCUAUAUAAGAUUAUUUUACUUUUGUGUUGCUUAUUUAAAAAAGAAAAAACGGUCUUAAAUCUCAGGAUCUCGUGUGCUAAGAAGUGGCUGUAGUGGCAGCAAAGUGCCUGAAUUUACGAUUUCCUGUGAAUAUAUUAGAAUAUUAAAAUAUUGUAUGUACAUAUCAACAGCAGAAAGACGAUUGCCUUUAUAAAUUAUUCUGAAUGACACAAAAUGAAGGUUAUUGGAGGAGAAAGGAGAGAGGAAUUUAAUCAAGUGUUUCAAGUGCCAAACCUGUCGCAGCUGUCACACUGUAUUCAUGUUCGGGUUUUAUUCCAAAAUAUUACAUUUCGAGGGAAGGUUUGAACCCAAUGAUCCCCCAAAAUGAAACACAAAACAUUGAAAUCACCCCCAAAUCAUAAACAAACAGUAGAUGCUGUUAAAAAUUGGUUUACAUCAGCAGCUUUUGCAAAACAAAUGUAAAAAACCAACCAGUAUUUUGACUAACCGAGAAAAACAAAAUCUGACGACUCAAACCUCAAACGUAUGUGGUACAAAAAUGAUGGAUUUGGCCUUUAACGAUGGCUUACAUUUUUGGAAUGAAACCCUCCAUUUGUCAUUUUGUAGUAAGCUGCUUCGACCUCCAGCCCAAUCAAACAAUUUGUGGUUGAAUACCAGAAGGAGUUCCAGUUCUUGUUGCUGUUGUUGGAUGAAAACCCACCAAUUAUUUCGCUCGGAUGCAUUUCUUAAGUUAUAAAACGAGUUUUGAAACAGUCAUGAGACUCAUUUACAUGUACAAACAAGCGCGCAUAGUUUGAGACAACAGUCCAUGGUCUUCCUCCAACAACAGCUUCAGUAUUUCAGUCUACAUUGUCAGAGACAGUGUGUGUCCAGGGUGGGACUCGACUCUGAAAGGAGUACUGACGAUUCAGCACUGGGGACUAUGCUGGGGAGCUGGCCCAAGCCCACUGUCACUGUUGACAAGGGAGGGGGGCACUGCAUGUGAAAGCCAGUGUGAUUGAUUUCAAAUAGAGGAGAGGGGGGGAGGGAGCCUCCUUUGUCUGGCUGUAACCCUUCACCCAGCCCAAUCUGUUGGCGAGGGGUCUUCAGGUCCGCAGCCCGGCCGGACAAUGAAGGCUUUGCAGGCUUAAUGGGUGUGACUACGGACCAGAGGGAGUUCUGCAGGGGUGGGGGUGGUGGUGUGGGGAUAGCUUGGCCUUGUGUGCAAAUGAAGAGGCUCUUAUUAUGUUAAUGUGUCCUCUUCUCUCCCAUACUCCCCUAUCUUUAUCCCCACAGCCGCCAUCUUUUAAAUUUACAAAUCUUAAUUCAGAUUGGCCACCGGGACCAGCUGCAGAGAACUCCCCCGUGUCCUCGGCCCACCUCCUGAAUCAGACCGCAGACGCAAACAAAGCAACCAUUUUGACAGUUGUAUGGAAAUAUGCUUGUCAAAAUUCACCAAAGUUCACCAAACUGACUCCAUGGAACUUAAUUGAUUUAGGUUUGAAACAUAUGUGUCUGUCUUGGCUGAUACCUGCAUCACCAGCUGUGUUGCUAGAUUGCUCUCUGGUCUUUUUUGUUUCAAGUGAAAAAUGAAGGGUUUGAUUUCAAAAUGAAGUGUAACCAGCCAACCGUUUAGUCAAUGAAGGAUUCACGUGUCUUCUCUCCCUCAUUUGUUUGCUUUCCACGCUGUCAAUCAUCUAGUGACAAUUGGUGUCUCAUUUUAGAAUGAAGCUCUUCACAUUUAAAUGCAAACGUAGGCAAAGUGUCCGGAUACAUAUGCAUCUUUACAUUCCAGUUAUCUGCUCUUCUCCCAGAUACAAACUGUAAACAAUCACCACGUUCUUAAACAUUUCCUCCAGAUAAUUAUUUUAGAAAUAUCUAAUUUAUUUGUUUAUUGUUUUGUUUUUUUAUGAAAUAAAGUAUAAUUUAAA